GAUCGGAACAGUUGGAAUCGGGCAAGUAAAAUUUUUAGCGACCGAUGAGACGACGACAGCUCGAUUGUAAAAGCUGCGAAUUUUUAUGUGAUUUUAUAAAUUGUGAGGGCUAAGAAAAUAAAGAAAAAGUCGCUAGUGAUUUUAUCAAAUUGUAUACGAGUGUGAAACAAUAAGAAAUAUGCGUAAACGCAAGUUGAAGUGCUAAAAAGACGAAUGCAAAUAUAAUUAAAAUCAGGCGAGCAUUAAUUACGAUUAAAAUAUAUAUAUAAACUGAAUUGAAUCAGAAAGGAAUGGAAAAGUGAAAUAGUGUGGCCAGCGCGAAAAACGUGAAGAUAUAGCAAUUGGAUAUAUAGCAAAGAACAUAAAGACAUCGCGGUGGAGAUCUUUGGGAUUUUGCCGAUUUCAUUUCAUCAUUUGCGGUAGCUGCGAAUUAUUUUCGCAGCGCGAACAUUACUUCCAUAUGUAUAUCCAAACUCCAGAAAAUUGUUGAAAAACAAUGACAUCAAAAAGAUUUGUGAAAUUUGAAUUCUAAAUUCAAAGCCCCAUACAGUAAUCUUCCUUUAUUUCAGCACCAUAAGCUGCAGGAAUAAGCUGUGUAUUAAUUAAUUGUCUAUUGUCUGCAAUACAUACAUACACACGCACACACAACAUCAGGUAGUUGAUUAAGGUGAGAGAGCAACAACUAUCGCCAGCUUUUAAAGUACAGAAAAGUACGAGUUAGCUGCUGAUCGUACUCUGGAACUUGUGGGUAAUAAUAUAUUCAAAAGAAAGCUUAGAGUUAAAAUUAAAAGAUUGAGAGCAUACAAUUUUGAGGAAAAUAUGACCACAGAUACCCGCCGACGUGUUAAAUUGUACGCUUUGAAUGCGGAGCGGCAAUGGGAUGAUCGCGGCACAGGACAUGUAUCUUCGAAUUAUGUCGACAGGCUUAAAGGUAUUUCAUUGCUGGUGCGUGCCGAAUCGGACGGUUCUUUACUUUUGGAAAGUAAAAUUCAACCUGACACAGCCUACCAAAAACAACAGGACACACUGAUCGUUUGGUCAGAAGGCGACAAUUUCGAUUUGGCGUUAAGCUUUCAAGAGAAGGCUGGUUGUGAUGAAAUUUGGGAAAAAAUUUGUCAGGUUCAAGGUAAAGAUCCAUCGGUUGAGAUAACGCAAGACAUCGUUGAGGAAUCCGAAGAUGAACGUUUCGAAGAUAUGUCCGACACGGCACCGCCCAUCGAAUUGCCGCCAUGUGAACUGGCACGUCUGGAGGAGAUCUCCGAAACCAUACAGAAUUGUUUGACCACACCGUUGCGAAAGGAGAAACUUUCCAUGGCUUUGGAAUCUGAAAAUUAUAUCAAAAAAUUACUAAAUCUAUUCCAUGUAUGCGAAGAUCUCGACAAUACCGAAGGUUUACAUCAUCUCUUCGAGAUUUUCAAGAACAUAUUCCUAUUAAACAAGAAUGCAUUGUUCGAGAUUAUGUUCGCUGAAGAUACUAUUUUCGAUGUAGUUGGCUGCCUAGAGUAUGAUCCCAGUUCCACUCAACCAAAGAAGCAUCGUCAGUAUUUAAAACAAUGGGCCAAGUUCCGCGAAGCAGUGCCGAUUAAAAAUCAAGAUCUGCUCGCUAAAAUCCACCAAACGUUCCGUGUACAAUACAUACAAGACAUUAUAUUGCCAACACCAUCGGUAUUUGUCGAAGACAACAUGUUAAACACGCUAUCCAGUUUUAUAUUCUUCAAUAAAGUGGAAAUUGUUACACUUAUACAAGAAGAUGAGCGCUUCCUGGUGGAUAUGUUUACCAUUUUAACAGAUCCAAGUACCAGCGAUGCCAAGCGUCGCGAUAUUGUGCUAUUCUUAAAGGAAUUUUGCAAUUAUGCACAGAACUUGCAACCACAGGGCAAAGACUCUUUCUACAAGACACUCACCUGUUUGGGUAUACUGCAAGCUUUGGAGAUAACACUGGUGAUGAACGAUCAAAAGACAAAGUCGGCUUCAAUCGAUAUACUCACUGCGAUUGUGGAGUUCUCACCGUUGGUGGUGCGCAACUACACACUGCAGCAGCUCAAUCGCACAGAAGGUGAUCGUAUGCUAUUGAAUAUUGCCAUUGAACAAAUGUUGAGCGAUUCCGAGCCCGAACUCGGUGUCGCAGUGCAAUUAAUGGGCAUCAUAAAAAUUUUAUUGGAACCCGAAAGUAUGCUAACGGAGAAGGCAGAUUUCUUGAACUUCUUCUACAAGCACAGCAUACAAACGCUGAUUGCUCCACUUCUUAUUAACACAAUCGGCGAUCGUCCAGAUAGUGAAGACUACCAAACCGCACAAUUGCUUGGCAUUGUUCUGGAUAUAUUGUCAUUUUGUGUGGAACAUCAUACUUAUCAUAUUAAAAACUUUAUCAUACAAAAAGAUCUCCUAAAGAGAAUACUUGUGCUUAUGAAAAGCACACAUACGUUCCUCGUACUUGGCGCACUUAGACUUUUAAGGAAAAUUAUUGCACUUAAAGACGAGUUUUAUAAUAGGCAUAUAGUUAAAGGUAACUUAUUUGCACCAGUUGUUGACGCAUUCAUUAGAAAUAAUGGCAGAUAUAAUUUACUCGAAUCGGCUAUACUGGAAUUGUUUGAGUUUGUAAAACUUGAGGAUAUCAAAACACUUUGCGUCUACUUCGUGGAGAAUUUCAGUAAAAUAUUUGAUGAAAUCGAAUAUGUACAAACAUUUAAAUAUCUCAAAAACCGCUACGAUCAGUAUCAAGACCGAAUAAAGGAUCGCGACAAGAUGUCGCUGGAUACUAGCUUACCGAUUAUACGUAGCCGCUUCCGCCGCGAUCCGCGACAGAUGGACGACGAAGAAGAGAUGUGGUUCAAUGAGGAAGAAGAUUUCGCUGAUGAAUAUGAUACUUACAACAGCGUGAUGAAAUCCGUCACCGAAAAGAAUGGCCCUUCACAAUCUCCGUCACAACAAUCAUCGAUACAACAAAAAUCGCCACCGCAAGGCGCAUUGCUAGGCAGCAGUAGCAGCGUGAAUAGUUUGAGCUCCACAACGACCACGGCAACGACACUAACACCGGCUGUAGGCGUGAGCGGCGUCGGCGGUGUAUCAUCCAUCAGCGGUGUGAGUCUCAGCGAUGUGGUUUCAAACGCGUCCAACAGUAGUAGCCUUGACCAUUCACAGUCUGCCGCUGCUGCCACACAGGCGCAUUUAGGUGCAGCUGCUGUGGCCGCCAACAUUGCGCUCCACCAUCAACAGCAAACGGCAUUGCAUAAUUUCCAACAACAACAGCAGCUAAAUUUAAAUAGCACCCUAGUGGCAGCAGCUGCAGCCGCCGCGGCUGGUGUGGCCAGUACAUCGGCAGCUAGUGCCGCACAUUUAGAGGCGCAAAAUCAGCAUCAACAUCAACAUCCCGAACAUACACACGAGGAUCCCGAUAUUGUUGAAUUGCGUCAGCAUUUGGUUUCCAUUGUACCACAGCAUCAAGAAUUGGCAUUAGCCGCUGCCGCAACGUCAUCGUCAACUGCCGUCACAGGGUCCGCAUCAUCAGCGGUCGCCGCGCUGCAAUCGCAGUCAUUAUCAUCCACAUCGAUAGCGACACCAUCCACUUCGAGCGCGUUGUCCGAGUCGGCGGUCGCCGCCGCAGCAGCAGCCUCACAACUGCUAACAUCAAUUGCAUCGAGCGAUGCCGUCGCAGCGGUGGCAGCGGCUGCAGCCGCAGCUGUCGCAGCCACAGUGACUGGCGUGACGCCUAAUAUGGGUAGCGGCGGUGGCGUAGUGACUGCGGCGAACUUGGCAGCGGCUGCAAAUGCUGCGGACACGCUGGCGCUCAAUAUUGGCAAGCACAACGACAGUGUCGAUAAUAUGGGUAACGGUAAUGGCAAAGAUGGCGCAAUUUCGUCCGUCGUGACUGGGAAGAAGGGCCUCGUCGACUAUGAGAGCGAUUCUGGUGAUGAGGAUGACUACGAGGAGGAGGAAGAGGAGGAGUCGCCGCAUCAGAAGAAGCCACGCAUGGCAUAGCAAAAUUACGCUACAAAUGCAGCGGCUGCAGCGGCGGCGGCAGCAGCAGCAGCGGCAGCGGCAGCUGCAGAAUCAAUUAUUAAAACAUUCGCAACAAUGUCUUCAACACAUUACAACAGCAACUGCAACAAUUUGUAAAGCAAUAGCCAUAUAAAUGCAACGCUUGCAGUAGUAACCAGUGCCGUACGCAAGAGUACAUGCCAAUAGCUGCAACAACAACAACAACAAUUACAACAAUAGGUGUAACAGAAAUACAAUAAACAUAGAGCAAACAAUUAGCGAUAAUAAAACAAAAACAACAACACAACAACCAGUUUUGGCCAAUGUGACAGAACAAGAACAACAACAGCAGCAUAGCCAGCAAACUAAAUAAGAAGAAGAAUGCGAACGCAAGAGACUCUGAAGGUCUUGAUUGUCUUGUUUAUACUGACACUGCAGAUGGAUGGGACGGCAGACAAAAUUAAUAUAAAAUUAAAAAAAUGAAAGAAACGUACAUACAUAAUUAUACAUAGAUACAUAAAUACAUACUACAUACAAGUAUAUAACGCGUAAUCUACUAGAGAAUAAAUAAAAUAAAAUAAAAUGAAAUUAAAUUCGCAAAAUACUAAUUAAAUAAAUUUUGUCGAAGUAUAAAUACAUGCAUACAUAAUAUAAUUAAUAUAUAUAUGAAUGGAAGAGCUGAGUUGAGAGUAUGUUGGAAGUCAAACAAAACGUAAAAGCAAAAAAAAUUAAAUAUUUUGUGAAAAAUAAAAAAAAUACAACAACAAACACAUCAAAAAUUACAAAUUGCUAGCAAGCAAAUGAAGGAUGAUGCCAGCUGAAUACAUACUUCAUACAUUUACUUUACGAAUUAACAAAAUGUAAUAGUUGUCAUCGUCGUUGUUGUCGUCGCAAUGUUAAAUUUAAUUUAAUGGGGACCGCUAAAUUAAUUUAAAGGAUAAUAAUAAAUAUACACAAAAUAAUGGUAAAAAUUUCUACUAUAUUAAAAAAAAAACAACUGCAAUGCGUUAUCAAAAAUGCUGUUGUUAAGCCGCUACUACUGAGGCCAGGUGGUUUUGCUGGCUGUGCAAAACUAUUUUCUUGCAGUUCUCGCCUAACAACAGCCAUUUGUGAUGGCUCAUUGCCUUGCGCGCAGUUGUGUGCAAAAAAAAUGCAAAUAAAAUGUUGAAAUUGAAGGCGAAAAAGGAAAUGAGUUGUAAAUUACAGAGGAAUCUGCUAAAUUAUGCCAGCCAGCGAAGUGUCAAACUAAUUUUACUUUAAAGUAGAAACUUUGCUAGUAGUCCGACUGCGAUUAGAACUUAAAAUUGUUGGUAAUAUAUCUUGUAUUUGUUUUUAUAUAAUUGACCUUCUCUUUUUAUUUUCAAUCUAAAUUAUUUGUUAUUUUUUCAUGCUCAAAGCUUUUACGGAACGAAUAAGUGUUUUUGGGCUAUUUAUAGUUACAGCGCUCGUUCCUUCUAAUUAUAGGAAGUUUACCGGCGUGCAAAGAAGCAGCAAUUUUAUUAAAUUAUUCAUGUCAAGCAAUCGAUAGUAGUUUAACAACACUUUCGUACAACAACAAACCUACCGAACAUUCACACGCAUACCAAUCCACGCAACCAGCUGCACAAGUGUAAUCACAUAUUUACAUUGGACCAAGUUUUAGACAAAUUAUAUAU
Messenger RNA from Bactrocera dorsalis (oriental fruit fly), 5633 nucleotides. RefSeq names its product serine/threonine-protein phosphatase 4 regulatory subunit 3 (gene flfl). The coding region runs from base 820 to 3978 and encodes 1052 amino acids. Lineage: Eukaryota; Metazoa; Arthropoda; Insecta; Diptera; Tephritidae. The transcript has 12 exons. Gene Ontology annotation, biological process: DNA damage response; protein dephosphorylation. Gene Ontology annotation, molecular function: protein phosphatase activator activity. The record is from RefSeq and is a predicted model, not a curated record. Gene Ontology annotation, cellular component: protein phosphatase 4 complex; nucleoplasm.